Messenger RNA from Rhizophagus irregularis DAOM 181602=DAOM 197198, 1873 nucleotides. The record is from RefSeq and is a predicted model, not a curated record. Lineage: Eukaryota; Fungi; Glomeromycota; Glomeromycetes; Glomerales; Glomeraceae.
GCAAUUCUCGACGUUUUUCCAACUGUAAGGAAAAAAAUAAAUUUUAUAUGGAAAAAAAUUAAACAUAUAUAAGAAUUGCCAGACUGAAAUACUGUGUCGAUCCUUAAUUAAUCCGAAUGCAAUUUAUUGGGUGAGUGUUAACUUACAGAAUGGAAACUGACGAAAUCAAUGAAAGAACUUCAAAUAAAGGAGAAAAACGUAAGCUCAAAGUCAUUUUAGAAAAUGACAAGUCUUCGGAACAAACUCCUUUUAUAGGAAAGUUUACUGGGCUUUCUCCGGCACCAAAAGAGCUUUUAUAUCAUGCUUAUGAAAGAGCAGCUAAUGGCCAUAUAAACAUUGUUGGAGAAAACGAAGCUGUUUCACUUGAAUCGACUGUUCAACCAAUUAAAAUGAAUGAAUACCUUAUCGCUAUAUAUGAUAAACAUUCAAAUACGGUGACCUUUCGAGAUGCAAGUGAAAUAGAAAUAACCCCUGUUCUGAAGCGCUUAAGGACCGAGCAGCCUAAAGAGUCAGAACUGAUCCAAGAUUAUUAUACAGCAAAGACGGCUCUUAAUAAAGAGUUUGGAUCAAAGAAAGCUCGGUUAAAGAUUGUCACGCGAGAGAGAGGAGAAAUUGACGCGUCGCAAGUACGAGACCUUGAUAAGAUUGCAACUGAAGUCGAUGAAAAGGUCAAGACAAGAGCUAUUGAGGGACAAGAAGUUAUGAAAGAGGAGAGCGGCAUUAUUCCUACAUACGAUGCAAUUACAACGGAUCCAUCUAAGAUUUAUAAAUUGGAGGAUAUCGUCACUCCUGCAGAAUAUGACGCAAUUGAUAUUCAAGAUUUACUUAAAGCAAAGACCGAAAAAGAUAGAUUAACACUUUUACCAUAUUCGAACUCAAAUUACGUUAAAUCACGUCUCAUUCCUUCAUUAACGGUCAGAAAAGUAAACCAUAGACGUAUUAAAAUGCUCAUGUAUAUAAAUUACAUGAUGGCUUUUCGGUCACAUGCUUUUGGUAAUGUUCGAAACCGUAAACUUAUGGCUGAGGGAUUGAGGAAUCCUCCAAAUAUCAUUUUAGACAAAUUAUAUGAGCGCUUCGUUGAUCGUACUUUUACAAAAUUUGGGGGAAAUGAAAAUUUCAAGUUUACUUUGAAGAACGAUCAGAAAUUAAUCUGUUAUAUGUUGGUUCUAUGCUUGAAGCUUGAUGAUAAUUAUGUGAAUCCUGAGCCAAUAAGUGAAGAUUUAGGCAUUACAACAACCAAACUCAAUGUUUUAUUCAAAGGUAUUGGUUGUUCAAUUCGUACCUUGAGUAAGAAAGAAAUGACUGAACUAGGAAUUACCAAAGAGUAUGGUGCCAAACGUGCUGUAUUGACUGCGCCUCUCAAACUUCCUGAACAUAAAAGAGGAUCUCGGAAAAAAAAUAACUUUUAACUGGAAAUCUUGAAAUUUACAAUUGAUUGGUUUAGUAAUUUCUUUCAUUAAUAUUGAAUUGGUAUAUAUCAGAUAAUUAUGGAAGUUUCGAUUGAUAGAAAAUUCCUUUUUCGGGCAAUUUAUUUUUUGUAUCUAUCUAAAAUCUUAUUAUUAGAUUUUAAUGCCACCCCUAUCUUUUGUGAUUUCGGUUCGCACGGUUUACUAACUCUAAAGCAAUUUUUCUCCAGAUCUCAAAUAUGAUGGUUUUAAAUUAUACAAGACGAAAGAUCGAGCAAUAGAUAAACAAAAAAAAAAAUAAUUGACUGUCCUUAAUUAUGUGGUUGAGCCUGUUAUUCCUGUUAUUAUUGCUGUUGUUUAUCAUCAAUAUAUACCUGCGAUUCCUGUUUUACAUUAUCAAACAUUUCGAAAUGAUAUUAUAAUAAUAAUAUUAACAAUUUUUUGUUUUGUAUUUUGAUGAAAAUUUU